This is a messenger RNA of Phaedon cochleariae (mustard beetle), 684 nucleotides long. The record is from the annotation of a GenBank genome assembly. Lineage: Eukaryota; Metazoa; Arthropoda; Insecta; Coleoptera; Chrysomelidae.
AUGGCACAGAUCUUGGCGGGAACGCACGGAAAAAUAAGCACCAGACGUUGCGCCAGACGAGAAAAAAGUAAGGUUGGAAAGUUCUUCUUUUUUGAUGGCAACUUCUUAUUUUUGGCUAAGGUGCCACGGGCUGUGGGUUAUCUGGCCAAUUAUAAAGAGAGCCCCUCCUCAGCGAACAGGGGUGUCUUCAUCCAAGAUGAAAGAGAGACCCAGAAGGAAGUAUUAGAUGUGGUGACUCGGACUGACUUCAAAUACUUGCUUAAAAAGAGAGCCAGUAUAAUACAAACAGAUUUAUCAAAAACAGGAGGCGGCCCUUCGGAGACCUCACCACUGAGCUCUUUUGAAAAAAGAGCUUUACUGAUUAUGGGAGACAGUUUUUACAAGGGAACAGGAUGUCCUGAGGUGGCAGUGAUAAGUAAUAAUGCACCUAGGAUGGAGGAAGUUGGUCGUCAGCCACUUGACCAACCAUCAUCCUCAAGUUCAGUACCAACUUUACGCCCAGAAGCCCAUUUAGAACAUGACUAUUCGUUUCAACCACCUCCUAAAAAAAGAAAAGGAAUUAUAGAUGAAGCAUAUGAAGAAACAAUAUCUGUCCUAAAAGAAAUUCGAAACGUGGUAGAUAGCAGACUGGAACAAAUUUCUAACAGCAUUGACAAGCUGGCAGAAGUUCUUAAAUCAAAAUAG